AUGAAUGACUUAUUUUCAAACUCGUUUAAGAGGUACGCAAAUCUGAAGGAUCAAGCACAGCGCGAUGAUUUGGAGAUGGGGAAUCAGACAUCAGCCAACCUCGACAAGUUCUUUGAGGAUGUGGAUGGUGUCAAGGGGGACAUGGGAAAUGUAGACAAGCUCUACAAGAGGCUACAAGAGGCAAAUGAGGAGUGCAAGAUCGCGACUAAUGCAAAGGCGGUCAAGGACUUAAGGGCUCGAAUGGAUGCUGAUGUAGAGCAAGUUUUGAAGAGAGUCAAGAUCAUCAAGGGAAAGUUGGAAGCUCUUGAGAGGUCUAAUGUAGCCCACAGGAACCUGCCAGGGUGUGGGCCGGGUUCCUCAGCUGACCGGACACGCACCUCUGUGGUUAACGGCUUAGGGAAGAAGCUCAAGGAUAUGAUGGACAACUUCCAAACACUGAGAGCAAAAAUGUCAGCUGAGUAUAAAGAGACAGUAGAAAGGCGGUACUUUACAAUAAUAGGGGAAAAGGCAGAGGAACAGACUAUAGAGCAGUUGAUCGAUAGUGGAGAGAGUGAGUCUUUCCUUCAAAAGGCUAUUCAGGAACAGGGAAGAGGACAGAUAAUGGACACAGUGAAGGAAAUACAAGAGAGGCAUGACGCGAUCAAAGAGAUAGAGAAGAAUCUGCUCGAGUUGCAUCAGGUUUUCUUGGACAUGGCUGCUCUAGUAGAAGCUCAAGGCCAGCAGCUUAAUGAUAUUGCUAGCAAUGUGAAUCGCGCUAGCUCGUUUGUAAGCCAUGGGGCAACUGAGCUGGUUGUUGCUAAGGAACAUCAAAAGAAUAGUCGGAAAUGGACUUGCAUUGCUAUUAUUCUUGGGAUUAUUCUUGUUAUAGUUAUCUUGUUUCCAAUCUUGUAUACUACUCUUCUUGUUCCUCGUUUUAGUUAGUUAUAUUUGUGUUUAACCACUCGGGGUAG
This is a messenger RNA of Chenopodium quinoa (quinoa), 950 nucleotides long. Its product is annotated as syntaxin-124-like. Gene Ontology annotation, biological process: vesicle fusion; intracellular protein transport; exocytosis. The transcript has a single exon. Bases 1 to 921 code for a protein of 306 amino acids. The record is from RefSeq and is a predicted model, not a curated record. Gene Ontology annotation, molecular function: SNARE binding; SNAP receptor activity. NCBI's taxonomy places the organism in Eukaryota, Viridiplantae, Streptophyta, Magnoliopsida, Caryophyllales, Amaranthaceae. Gene Ontology annotation, cellular component: endomembrane system; SNARE complex; plasma membrane.